GGACCUCUGCUUCACCGGAAAGGAAUUCAGAUGCCCCGAUCCGAGAGAGGGAGAGAGAGAGGGAGAGAGAGAGACCGGGGUUAGACCGACCGGCAUGGACACGGCUACACAGCACUGAAGAGCUGAGCAAAACUGGACUACAGAGCAAGCAACUCAGCAAGAAACUUUCUGCAGAUUUUGAUUGAGAUUUGGUGAAAUGUGCUGAAGUUUUGCUGGAAUUUCUACAACUUUUUGGAAAUUUUUAACACAAUUUUGGGCUAAAUCUGACUGGAGAAGAACAACUGACCAAGAAACAUACUGAAACUAUUCGGAUUUUGAUAGAGAUUUGGUGAAACGUGGCGAAUUUCUGCAGGAAAUUCUAUGACAUUUUGUAAAUUUUUCUCCAAAUUUUAAACACAAUUUUGAGCUAAAUCUAUCAGACUGGAGUAAGGCAAUUGAGGACAAAGAAAAAUACUAAAAACUAUUUGGAUUUUGACAGAGAUUUGGUGAAACGUGGUGAGCUUUUGCUGGAAUUUCUACCACUUUUUGCAAAUUUUGUCCAAAUUUUUAAACAAUUUUGGGUUAAGUCUCAGAUUGGAGCAAAACAAUACAGGAUCAAGAAACAUAAGCAAAAAUAUUUGGAUUUUGAUCAAAAUUUGGCAAAACUUGAGUAACUUUGGCUCUUGCAUCUCAACUUUUCCACUCAUUUUCAAGCAAUGUUGCAGAACUUUCCAGACUAGCAGAGGACUAUACAACAGAUUAAAGCUCAUCUGUGAACAUUAUCCAAGCAACAUAUUUCAAUUCUUAUAGAGAUUUGCUGAAACGUUGCCUCACAUCUCCACUUUUUUGGACUUUUCCCCCAUUCAUUUUAACACGAUGUUGGAUUACCUCUCCGACCGCUACGUCCUGGCUCCGAUUUUGGUGAUAACUGCACAUUUUUUGACAGCUGCCGGGUUUUGGUUUUACUGCCGAAGCCGCAGACGCACGUGGGGUUAUGAACAAGAUGAGCGGGACCGGGUGCAGAAGAAAACGUUCACGAAAUGGGUCAACAAACAUCUCAUCAAGGUGAGGAAGCACAUCACCGACCUGUACGAGGACCUGAGGGACGGACACAACCUCAUCUCAUUAUUAGAAGUCCUCUCUGGAGUCACGCUGCCGAGAGAAAAAGGCCGGAUGAGGUUUCACAGACUACAGAAUGUUCAGAUUGCGUUGGACUUCCUGAAGCAGAGACAGGUCAAACUUGUGAACAUCAGGAACGAUGACAUCACCGACGGAAACCCCAAACUCACCCUGGGCCUCAUCUGGACCAUCAUCCUCCACUUCCAGAUUUCGGAGAUCUACGUGAGCGGGGAGUCUGGAGACCUGACGGCCAAAGAGAAGCUGCUGCUGUGGACUCAGAAGGCCACAGAGGGAUACCCCGGGCUCCGCUGCUCCAACUUCAGCUCAUCCUGGAGCGAUGGGCGAAUGUUCAACGCUCUGCUGCACCGAUACAGGCCCGAUCUGAUCGACAUGAAGCUGGUGGAGCGACAGAGUAACAGAGAGAACCUGGAGCAGGCCUUUGAGAUCGCAGAGUCUUUAGGAGUCACACGACUGCUCGACGCUGAAGAUGUGGAUGUGCCCUCUCCAGAUGAAAAGUCCGUCAUCACUUACGUCUCCUCCAUCUACGACGCCUUCCCGAAGAUCCCCGAGGGAGGAGAGGGCGUCGCCGCACACGAGGUGGAGCAGCGGUGGGCUGAGUACCAGGCCCGGUUCUCCUCUCUGCUCCAGUGGAGCCGACAGCACACGGCCCUCAUGGCCAACAAGAACUUCCCACAAAACCCUGUGGAACUCAAGGCACUUUACAACGAGUACGUCCAUUUCAAAGAGACAGAAAUCCCCUCAAAGGAGAAGGAAAAAGGUCACAUCGAACAGCUCUACAAACUACUGGAGGUGUGGAUAGAGUUUGGUCGUAUUAAGCUUCCUCAGGGCCUCCAUCCAAACGACCUGGAGGAGGAGUGGGGCAAACUCAUCCUGGAGAUGCUGGAGAGAGAAAAGGCUCUGAGACCGGCCGUCGAGAGACUUGAGCUGCUGCUACAAAGAGCCAACAAGAUCCAAAACAUGGCUCUGGACUGUGAGGAGAAACUGACGUUAGCGAAGAACACACUACAAGCUGACAUGUCCCGGGUGGAGAGCGGGGAGUCGGUGCAGUGUGAGAGGGACAUGGCCUGUUACCUUCAGGACUGUGAGGCUCUCAUCAGGAACCUGAACCAGGAACUCAAGGUUCUGAGGGACGAGAGGUACUACCAGGUGGAGCAGCUGGCCUUCAGAGUGUCGUGCCUGCAGGAGGAGCUGGUCUCCCUCCGGCUGCAGUGCUCCAGUCUCUACAGGAAGGGUCACUUUGGACAGGCCCUGAGCGGGACAGGGCCAGAGCUCACCCAGCGCUCCCAGGACGGAGGGCUCUCUCUGGGACAGACUCUGCUGGGAGCCGUGGGCGCUGUGGGGAUGAUGGGCGCCGCUCUGCUCCGGAGGCCCAUGGACCGGUCUCAGUUAGUGGCCAUGUCUUCAUCUGAGGACGAGGGGAGUCUGAGGUUCAUCUACGAGCUGCUGGGAUGGGUCGAAGAGACACAGGACCUGUUGGAGCAGGCGGAGUGGGGCGCAGAUCUCCCCUCUGUGGAGAAACACCUGACGGAGCAGAACUCCAUCCACACAGCGGUGGAGGAUCUGAUGAGCAGCCUACAGGAGGCACGCAGCUACGAGCCCAAAGUCUCGCCAAAUUUCAAGAGCAGUUACUCUGAAACCCUGGCCAAGCUGGAGCACCAAUACUGCAAACUACUGGAACAGUCGUCGUGGCGCCUGCGAAGUCUGGAGAGUCUGCACGAGUUUGUGUCGCGGUGCACGGAGGAGCUCAUCUGGCUCAACGAGAGAGAGGAGGAGGAGCUCGCCUUCGACUGGAGCCAUGGCAACCCCAACAUGAACGCCAAGAGGGAACUUUACUCUGAAAUGAGGUUAGAGCUGGAGGAGAAACGGGAAGUGAUGCGGUCGCUGCAGGAAACAGCCGGACGCCUGUGUCAGGAGAACCAUCCCGCCAAACAAACCGUAGAGGCCUACAGCGCAGCUCUUCAGACUCAGUGGCAGUGGGUGAACCAGCUCUGCCUCUGUGUGGAGCAACAUCUCAAAGACAACACUGCGUACUUCCAGUUCAUGAGCGACGCCAGAGACUGCGAGUCGUACCUGAAGCAGCUCCAGGACACCAUAAAGAGACAAUACACCUGUGACAAGAACAGCAGGCUCAGCAGACUGGAGGAUCUGCUGCAGGAUUCUAUGGAGGAGAAGGAGCAGCUGAUCGAGUACCGGGGCACAGUGGCCAGUCUGGUGGGACGAGCCAAAACCGUGGUCCAACUCAAACCCCGAAGUGCGGAGACCCCCCUCGGCUCCACCACCCCCAUCAGAGCCAUAUGUGACUACAGACAGAUCGAGAUCACCAUAAACAGCGGCGAGGAGUGCGUCUUGGAGGACAGCUCACACCGGACCAAAUGGAAAGUGAUCAGUCCGACAGGAAAUGAGGCUAUGGUCCCGUCCGUGUGCUUCACCAUCCCCCCUCCCAACCAGGACGCCAUCGACACUGCUGCCAGGGCGGAGCAGCUGUACCAGAAGGUGAUGUCUCUUUGGCACCAGCUCCAUGUGAAUAUGAAGAGUGUCGUAUCGUGGCAUUACCUGCUCAAAGACGUCAGGACGGUCUCAGCCUGGACCCUGGACACUGUGCGUUGCCAGUCCCCCUCAGAGAGACAGCAGACCCUAGACCAGCUGGACUCUCACUGGACGGACUUCGUGAGUGACAGUAAAGAGAGCGCUCUGUUCACCGCAGCAGACACGCAGGAGCUGGAGGCAGAGGUGCUCCAGGCCCAGCAGCACUGUCAGGACCUGCUGCUCAACAUGGAGACCGUGGAGAAGGACGAGUCCGUGUCGCGCUCGUACCUGUCUGAGCUGCAGGACAUCACUCUGCGUCUGAAUGAAGCAGAACAGAGGCUGAUGAGGAGCAUCCAGACGCCUCUGCCCAGUCUGCUGUCCACAGACCCCUCAGAGAACACCGUACAGAUCACAGAGCAGGAGAGGUUGCAGCUGGAGUUGGACGAUCUUCGCUUUGGUCUGGGCGAUGUCUCUCGCCGCUGUAUUCGCUUCUUUGAGGAGAAACCUUCGUCCUCGAGUAUCCCCGCCCUCCGCUCCGAACUCAACUACGCCGUGGACAAGACCGACAAACUGCACAACCUCUCCACCGUCUUCCUCCAAAAACUAAAGACUGUUGACGUUUUAAUACGAAGCCUGGACGAAGCAGAGAGCCAGGUCAAAAAGUACGAGAGCAGACUGAGCGAAGAAGACAUCGUUCCUCCUGAUACGACGGCCAUUAAAAACCUCAGAGACCAGCUGCAGCGGUGGCAGGCUGAAGUUACAGAUCAGGAGGGCAUUUUCCAGUCUCUUCAGUCUGAGGUGGCCCAGGCCAAAGAGGCAGGAUCUCAGCUCAACAGAAUCCACCCAGAACGCAGCCCUGAACUGGACCGGUACCAGGAGAAAGCCCACCAGCUGAGCGAGAGGUGGAGCGGAGUCAAGAGGCAGAUCGAGACCAGACAAACAGAGCUGGAGGCGCUGGGCUCGUCUCUGCAGCUGUACAGAAACGGACACUCGGCUUUGAUCAAAUGGAUCGAAGAAACGACAGAAAGACAAGAAAACACCCAACCAGGACAAACGGACAGCAAGGCCCUGUCUGAACAACUGGCCCAGCAGACGGCGUUAGUAGCUGAAAUAGAGAAGAAUCAGACCAAACUGGACGAAUGCCAAACUCACUCCAAACAGUACUGUACAGCUGUGAAGGAUUAUGAGCUGCAGCUGAUGACGUACAGAGCCUUUGUGGAGUCGACGCACAAAUCGUCUGUGAAAAGGAGGAGGCCGCACUCAUCCUCUGACGUCAUCACUCAGGAGUUCAUGGACUUGCGCACACGUUACACAGCCCUGGUCACUUUAACCACUCAACACGUGAAGUACAUCAGCGACGCCCUCCGGAGGCUGGAAGAGGAAGAGAAAGAGGUGGAGGAGGAGAAGCAGGCCAGAGUGGGACAAGUGUCUGACCUUCUGGGAUGGGUCAAAGGGCUGCAGCGUCGAGCAGGAGGUCCAAACGCAGAGUCCUCUCUCGCCGCUCAACAGGCCAUUGCUGAACAGCUCGCCUCUAAAAAGGAUGAAGUCGCUGAAGCCAUCCGAAGCACAGAAGUCUUCCUCAUGUCGAAACAAGCCAGCAAAUUGUCCCCAGGGGAGCGCGCUCAGGUGGAGGCUCAGCUCGAGGAUCUCAAAGCCACCUACAACCAGAUCUGCACCUCCUCCAACCAACAGCUACAACAACUGGAGCAGCAGCUGGCCAAAGAGGAGGAGAGAAAGACUCAUCCUGUCAUUGCCGGAGUGAUUGACCUGGGGACCGUGGAGACUUUCCCCGUGUUUCAAGCAGCCCAACGUGGACUCAUUGACCAGGACACGUGCUUGGUUCUCCUGGAGGCACAGCUAGUUUGGGGCGGCCUUCUUCAACCUCAGUCCGGUUUCCUUAUAUCGCUGGAGCAAGGAGAAGAUAUCGGACUUGUAAACGGACACACGCAGCAGUGCCUUUCUGAACUUAACAACGCCCUCUAUCUUAUGGGAAAGAACGCGCAACUAAAUGUUAAGUCAGUUGUUAACGCGAUUGAGAAUUCCUUAAUCAGAGAGGAGCUUGGUCUUCACGUACUGGCUUUGCAAUUGAAUUCUGGUGGGCUUAUAAAUGAAACAAAUGAAACUAGAAUAAGUAUUGAGCAAGCAGAAGACCUGAAAAUCUUAACUCCCAAUCUUGCUCGAAAAUUACACUCAAUGUCAAACGCGAAAGAGCUAAUUGACCCAAAUACUGCUGAGAAACUAAGUCUCUCAGAUCUCCAACAACACUGCAUUACCGACGAAGAUUCUGGAUUUUUAUUGCUUCCCGUCAAACAGCAAGCAGGAGGUACCGUUUGCUUGCGUUCUGGAAGAAAAGUAGGAAUUUUCAGAGCUAUCCAAGAAGGACUGAUCGACCGAAAUGUGACUGUCCGUCUUCUAGAGGCACAGCUUUUUGCAGGAGGUAUUGCUGAUCCACGUUCUGGCCAUAGACUCACCGUUGAUGAAGCUGUACGUCACGGGUUAAUGGACCAGGAUCUCGCUUGCGCCAUUUUAGCGAGACAGCUCCAACAUGGCGGCAUCGUUGAUCCGUUCUGCGAUGGGGAACGCUUGGAUUUGGAAGAAAGCAUUCGUAGGGACUUGCUUUCCCCUCGCCUCGCUUUAUUGGUGCUUGAGUCGCUUUGGUCUUACAUGGGAAUGCUGUGGCCAAAAUCUGGUGAAAUCCUACCCAUAACUGAAGCUCUACAACAAGGCGUAAUAUCAGGGGAGCUCGCUAAAAACAUGCUAAGACAGCGGCAUGUCAUAGGAGCCCUGUACAACCCUGAAACGUUGCAAGUACUACCUUUCAAUGAUACAGCUAAGGAAACUCUUGGUGCAAAUAUUGUCCGUAAACUUCAAGACACACAUAUUCCGGAUAUUGUUCCCAACACAAACCAAUCUCUUUCUCUGUCACGUUUGAGCUGGAAUUCAACAAGUUCCUCUACACCUCCAUCUUCUCCGUUGGGGCCAUCUUUCCCCAGUCCACCUAUAUGGGACAUCCAAUCUGUAAACUCCCAAGAUCCGGAAGAGGAAGCUAAACAAAAGCUCCUGUUUCACAUAAUGACACAUAGCUACAUGGAUGCACACACCGGGAGACGGUUGGUUUUGCUGGAUUCAGAGUUGCUGGAGUUGGUCGCAGCUUUUGACCAGUUUUCUGAAGAUGGAAAUCAGCUUGUAAGAACUGAAACUGUAGAUGUUCCACAUCAGGGAGCUGUGGAAGAAGAUGGAACUAAAAUUGUUGAAAUGAAAGAAGAUAUUCAGAGACAAGCAAAAUCGGAAGCUGACAAAGUUAUCAAACAAUCGGGCGAAAUUGUGAGACUACAAAAUGGUAAACAAGCAAAAAUAAAAGCUGUAAGUCAAGUGGAUGAAAAUGUAGAUGAUAAGAAUAAGAACCUCAAAAAUGAAACUGAGGAAACUGGACAUUUUGAAGAUAUUACCACACUGGCCAAUACAGAAAUCUCCAAUGCUAAAAUUAUAACAGAUCCUGCCACUACUGUAACAUCAGAGUCAGAGAAAGCUGUUUUGUCCAAAGUAGAAAGUAAAAAAGCUCUUGAACCUGCUCAAAUGGACAAAACUAAGCCACAAUUGUCUACUGUCUUCGGGCAAGAUGACAGCUUGAAGCCCACAGAGGAGACUGAGGAGGAGAUGGAAAUUUCACGGUUGGUUGCAGAGCUUAAAGAAGGAGGUCUGAAGACUCCAGAAGGGGACAGACUACUCCCAGAUGAGGCUGUAGCUCAGGGCAUCCUUCCUGGCCACACUGCAGUCAAGCUGAUGUCCCAAGCUGGUUUAUUCGGCGGUUUUGUUGACGCCAGCACUGGAGACUCAUUGAAUUUGGAUGAUCUGAUGCAAGAAGGUCUGGAAGGCGAAGAUCUCAUGUGGAGUAUACUAAAAUCAGACAAAACUCUUGCUGGGGUUAUAGAUGCCGAAAAGGGUAAGAUUCUGGGAGUGACAGAAGCAGCUAAAGAAGGGUUGAUUGAUACAAAUACUUGCAGUAGACUUUUGGAAGCUCAAGUUGUGUCUGGGGGCAUUGUAGACCUCAACCGUGACAAGAAAAUAUCAGUUACUCUUGCCACCAAUAUGGGACUAAUUGAUGAGGAGCAAAGAGAGCCAUUGAUUGCUUUGGAGAAGGCUUACAAAGGCAAAAAUACCAACCUUGAAACUGCCAUGACUAAAGCCUCAUUACAGCUACAAAUUGAAGGAAUAAUUGACCCUGAGUCGAAAUGUCCUUUACCAUUGGAGAGAGCAUUGCAAAAAGGGCUCAUCAAACAGGAAGAUGCUUAUAAGGUUUUGGCUAAGCAGGUUGCAGAAGGUGGGAUAAUCCAUCAUGAAUCUGGCCUGAGGUUGCCUGUUUCGGAUGCAGUUGAUCGAGGACUCGUCGACCGAUCUCUGGCCCCGGGACUCGAGGAGCUGGAGUGGGUUUACCAAGGCAAAACAAACCAGUCAUCAAACGAAGAAGCUGUAGUUUUGCAAGCAUCUACGGGCGCUGUUUUGGAUCCAAGCACAGGACAAAAACUGACUUUGACUGAGGCGGUUUCUAAAGGUCUGAUAAAUGAAGUAACUGCUAACAACGCUAUGACAUCUCCUGGUGUAAAACAAGGAAUUAUUGACCCACAAACUGCUUGCAUUGUGCCUUACUCUGAUCUCGCAAACCAGGGUAAGAUAGAUAUCGAAACUGGAAAGCGCUUCCUAGAAAUUAAGCCAUUUAGAGGUAUUCAAGGUGAGAAAACUGGUGUAAUUAUGACACUUCCCCAGGCUAUUGCAUCUAAAAAGGUUGACCCCAUCCCUGCUAUGAGGGUUCUGCAAAGCCAAGCAGACAGUGGAGGCAUUAUCGACAUCACAACUGGCAAGAGAGUUACCUUAGGUGAAGCAAUUGGCAAAGGUUUAGUGGAAGAAGAUAUGGCAAAAACAAUAGCUGCCAAUCAGUUAAAGAAAGACGGGUUAAUUGAUCCUGCUACUGGACAGAAAGUGGAUAACCUUAGUGAUGCUAUUGCCAAAGGACUCUUACCCAAAGAAAUUACUCAAGAUGAUACUGAAAAGCUGCUAUCUACAGAAAGAGAAAGCUUGGCUGACAGUUCAACUCCUGUCGCUUCUUCUGGUAGUGAACACAGCCCUGCAAUUACACUGUCAAUAUGCAGCGCAGACAGUAUGGAAACCUGGUCGGACUCAAACACUGACUCAAAAUCUGUGCUUUACGAGAAAGGUUUGGUAGGCGCGCGAGAGAAAAAAAUAUCAACUGGAUCGGAACAGUCCACAGAAGAAAUUGUGCAAGUAGAGCCUGAUAAAUCACUGGACAUCCUCUCAAAGUUUGCUGCAAAUGUGGAGAAAAAGAUCCAAAAGGCUAUUGAGGAAAUUGCCCCACAGACAGACGAUGCAACUGUAGAUACAAAAGCUGUAACAAUGCCUACUUUUAGAAUUGAUAAUAAAGAAACUGACAUUGUUGGAGAAAAUUUGGAAGAUAGUUUAGCGACUGAAGAAACCAUGGACGAUGCACAAGAAAAAAUUGGCUAUAAAGAGCUUGAUGAGGCUGACCAAAGUGAUAAAAUACUAACAAUUAAAAGCCCAGUUGAGCUUAAUAUUGGAUCUGUUCGAGAAGAGAAGGAGGACAAAAUGCGUGAAGAUAGUAUUAAAGCUGUUAGUAAAAUUCCAGUUGUUGCAAAACUUGAAAAAGAUGCUGCGUUUGAGAAAGAAGUGGAAGAAAUUGGCGUUGCACAAAUUAAAGGCCAAGUUUAUCCUAAAAUGUCAGUGCCUACAAACUCUGAUGGGGCAGAGAAGUUAAUAAAAGUUGGCAAUGCUGUUUUAACAGCAGCUAAAGAAAACGCUGAUGGACUCGUACAAAGCAUUCAAACUUCUGACCAAGUUCUACCAAUGUUCUCCUCUGAAAAUAUGGACACAGUGAAGACAGUUGUGGCAGACAAAAUCGACAUUUCAAAACAAGCUAAAGAUGCCAAACAAAAAACAGAACUUGAGGAAGAUGUGGUUGAGAAUAAGUCAGAGAGCAGAUUUGUGAAACCUUUAGAAACUCAAAAGAGGACUGAAGUUGUGGAGAAGAUGGAGCCCUUGUCAUAUAAAGAUAAUGAUAUUACUCCUUACACAAUAGAAACGACAUCUGUAGACCACAAGGGCAUUCCAGAACCAGCAAAGGAAAGUGAUGAAGAGAUUACUAAAGCUGAGAAGGAGACCAUGAUUACCAAAGAAAAAGAAGCUUCUCCAAUACAAACAGAGAAACAUCAUGAUCGUGUGUCUACUUCAUCCAGUGAUGCAAAGAACAUUGUUAUGGAAAAGAGAGAAACUCCAGCUGAAAGUGAAGAGAUACAGACAACAACAGAUAUUCAGGUUCAGAAUAAAGGAAAGAUCGAAAUAUCAAAACCUGUUGAAACUCUAGACAAAGUAAGUCCUCAAAGUAAGAAAGAUUUUACUAAAGGCAAGAAGGACGCUAUGACUAUCAAAAAGGAAGUUUCAACAACACAAGUAGAGGAAUACCCAGACAGUGUGGCUCGUAUAUCUGAAGAUGAAGAAAGGAUGACUACUGAAGAGAGGAAAAUGCCAACUAAGAGUGAGGAGAUGCCUUCUGGAUUUAAAACCGAUAAUAACGUUGAAAAUGAAGGAGAAAUCGAAAUGACAUCUGUCGAAAUUCUGGAAAAAGCAAGUCCUGUCUUGGAGAUGACUGAUCAGAUCGUGAAGAGUAAAGAUAUUGACACAAAUGGGUUGACAAUAGACAAAAGCAUCUCAGAAGUGGUGAAGGAAACUAAAGAGGCAAAACAUGUUGGAGCUGAAAGUUCUAUUGGUGAAGAUGGAGAUGUCAAGGCAACGAAAAGUCAAGAAAAAAUCACAGCUAAAAUCAAGCCUGACCAGAAAAUUACUGCUACUACCACCACUACUUCUGCUACUUCUCAAUCAGUAGAAGAUGCAUCUGCAGUUGCAAAACCAGCUAAAGAAAUGACAAAGAAAAACGGACGAGCAAAAGCAGUUAAAAAGAUGAAACAAGGAGAAAUAAAACCUACACAAACUGAUAUAAAUCUGUCUGAAACAGUACAAAAUGUUCCUGCUACAGAAACCAAAACUGUUUCAAAACUGGAUAAAGAAAGCAAAGAGAAAAUUGAAGAAAUUGCAAGUUCAGCUAAUAAGGAUGAAAAUAUCAUCGUAGCUGUACCAUCUUUGCAAACUCCAACCAAAGCUGUUUCGAAACUGGAAGAAGAAAGCAAAGAGAAAACUGAAGAAACUGCAGUUUCAGUCGAAAAGGACGAGAAUGUCAUCGUAGCUGCAGCAUCUUUGCAAACUCCAACCAAAACUGUUUCGAAACUGGAUAAAGAAAGCAAAAAGAAAAUUGAAGAAAUUGCAGAUUCAGCUGAUAAGAAGGAAAAUAUCGUCGUAGCUGUACCAUCUUUGGAAACUCCAACCAAAUCUGUUUCGAAACUGGAAGAAGAAAGCAAAAAGAAAACUGAAGAAAUUGCUCUUUCAGCUAAUAAGGAUGAAAAUGUCAUCAUAGCUGUACCUUCUUUGCAAACUCCAAGCAAAACUGUUUCGAAACUGGAAGAAGAAAGCAAAGAGAAAACUGAAGAAACUGCAGUUUCAGUCGAAAAGGACGAGAAUGUCAUCGUAGCUGCAGCAUCUUUGCAAACUCCAACCAAAACUGUUUCAAAACUGGAAGAAGAAAGUAAAGAGAAAACUGAAGAAAUUGUAUUUUCAACCAAUAAGGACGAAGAUGUCAUCGUAGCUGUACCACCUUUGGAAACUCCAACCAAAAUGUCCUCUGACGCUGAUGUAUCUAAACCAGUUAUGGCUGUUCCAGCUAAAGAAACAGACAGCAAAAGUAAGAAGAAGCGAAGACACAAAAAGGCCAGAGGUAACGGUGCAGAUGGUUCAGAGGAGCAACCUGGAGCCAAAUCUGAAGACACUAAAUUUGAAACCAAAACUGAAAAAGGCGCUGAAAUUGUGCAAUCAACUGCUAUUGUCCCAUCUGUAAGUGAAUUUGAGAAAACCAAAAUUAAAGAUGAAAUAUCUUCUUCAGAUGAGGUUCAAAUAGUGGAGGUUGAAAAGGACACUGCAAUCGUCAAAGAAUCGUCAGUUUUCCAAUCAGAGAAAGAGAAGUCAGAAGCGAAACUAGUGAACGGAAGAAAGAAGGCAAAGAAAGUUGAGAAAACUGGUGCGAAUGGUGAGUCUAAAAAUAUAGUACAGCUCCAAGAAGAAAAGGUUAAGAAAGAGGAAGGGGCGUUACCUCAAAAAUCAUCUUUGCCAGAUGAUGAAAAAGCAGCGUUGGUGCUGAAGGCCAAAGAGAGUAUUUUGAAAAAGGUUUUUGAGAAAGGAGUGAGUGAGAAACAAGCAGCGGAGGAAUUGCAAGCCUUACGGAAAGAGGUGGGAAAGAAAGAUGGACAUGGUAAAAUGGUUAAGCCGAUGGAGGAGAGUGUGGGAUCAGAACAGAUACAAAAAGAUAUGAAUGAGCAAGAAAGACCAACGCAAGGUGACGCUGUACAAGGAAGUAAUGGUGAAAUGGAUAAAAUGGUUAAACCCAAAGAAGUGGUUUCAGAUAAGGUUGAAAAUGUUCCUCAUGUAGCAUUAAAAGAAGUAUCUGAAAUUCAACAAAUCAAAGAAACCCAGCCAAAGAAACAACAUAAGAAGCAUAAAAAGGCAAAAACUCAAACGGACCGCACAGAGAAGCCACGUGAAGAAAACGUGAUUUCUGAAGAUACUACUUUGAAACCAAAAUUGCAAGCUAUUGUUGACAAUCAAACUGCAACUAUUGGUUUAUCAGAAAGUAAAAGUGAAGACCAAACACUUUCAAAUUCAACCCAAGCAGAGGAAUAUAGUACUGGGUUAACAAAAGCCUCACCAGAUCUGUCACCUGACCUCUUAAGUACCAAAGAUCUUGGCCAGACUGAUCCGGAUAGAAAUGAGUCAAACAUCCAAAUCCAACCUGUAAUUGAACCGAAGGAAGUGGAGAAAAUUGCAGAGAAAGACGAAAAGAUGGAGGAUACAUUUGAAACAGUAAAUCUGCCAGAUAUCAAAGUUAUUGAAGAACAAAAAGUGGAUGCGCCACAGGGUUUUGAAAUUACCGCAACGGAAUUACCUGAAAAUGGCAAGUCCGAUAACGAAACCCAACCUUUGAACGAGCAGAUUAAAAUAACAGAGGGUGCCGUUUUGAAAAACCAAGCUACAACUUCUAAAACUGGCAAGUCCUCGUUGAAGAAGCAGGAGUGUCUGGAGCUGGAUCAGCAGAUUGUGGCUCUGGUCUCGAUGGUCAGACAUGUUGAAGUCCAACUGAAACAACAGAAGCAGCAGUCUGUGGGACGUAGCCUUAUAGCUCUGAACGACAUCAUAAGACAAACAGAGACAUUGGACCUUGAACUGCGAGAUUUAGAACCUCAAAUCCACAAACAGCUGGAGGCGUCAGAACACUUCCUGAACCCCAAACCGGAGGACCUGCCUCCUCAGCUCCUACUGGCUCUGGAGAAAGACGGACGGAGUCUGUCCCGAGGAUACGAGGCGGCCAAGAGUCUGUCCGAAGAGAUACUGAAGAGUCUGAAGGAGCAUAGAGACUCACACAAGGAGGCAGUAGCAGCAGAGCUCUCUUCUCUGGAAGGGCGAGCUGAGACUCUGCUCUCGUGGCUCAAAGAAACGGAGUCCAAAAUGAGUGAAGGAAUGAACAGGACAGAGGAGAAGGAGGGGGCCGGGGACUGUCCUCUAACACAGCAGCUACAGCUCUGUAAAGAUCUCCAGGACGCCCUGACCUCCCGCUCCAGUGAAGUGAGCGAUGUUGCGUUUGACAUCCAGGUCUUUAUCUCAGAACGAGCCCAAGAUCUGAGCCCGGACCAGAGCAGGGGGGUCCUGGGAAAGCUCCAGCAGCUUCAGGGGGCUUAUCACCAGGCUACAGGCCACGCCCACGCCUGGUCCACGGCUCUGUCCGUCCAGAGGGAGAGAGAGGAGGAGAGGAGACGCAGAGAGGAGAAGAGCAAAGAGGAGGAGAAGAACAGAGAGAGUGCAAAAGAGAGAGAGGUGGUACAGCAGCAGAAAGCCGAGUGCUCACAGAAACUGGAGGGUCUUGCGAUGUAUUUGGCCGGAGCGGCGAGUCUUUUGGCGAGUCAUGUGACCGGGGGACAGUCUGGAGAUGUGAACGCGUUACAGGAGAAGCAGAGGAAGCUAAAGGAGGUACAAAAAGACCUGCAGUCCAAAUCUGAUGGAAUAGCAGAGGCCAUUCGCUCAGUGGAGGAGCUGCUGGCAGAGAAAGGAGACAGUCUGAGCCCAGAGGAGAGGGCAAACCUGCAGGGGGCGCUAGCGAAGAUGAAGGAGCAGUACAGCGCUUUGACAGAUACAGCAAAUACGUCACUGUGCGAGGUGGACUCGGCUAUCAGCACCACAGUCCAACAGAACACACAGAGGGCGAAGGCAGAGGAGGAGCUGCAGGAGACUCGAGGACAGAUCGACUCGCUCCUAAACGAACUGUCCAGCCUCAACCAACUGGGAGCCAAAGGAACGGGCUUCAACGGCACACUGGACUCUGUGCAAUCUGCCCUGUCACCACCAGAGGGCGCUGUGAAGUCACAUACAGACAUGCUACAGUCCGAGUUGCAGCAGCUCCAGGCUCAGCAGGCCCAGCUGAUGCAGGUGUCCCAGUCCGUGCGCUCUCUCCUGGAGCAGCCAGACUCCGCCGUCCCCCCCGAAGAGAAGAGGCGUCUGAGGGCGGCUCUGGACCAGCUACAGGCCCAGCACCAGGAGCGGCUGCACAACUGCCAGGACCGCUUGAGGAAGUCCGAGGCCCUGAAGGACGAGCUCACCAAGUUCGUCCAGGAGCACGGGAGCCUGGUGUCGUGGCUGGAUCAGUCCGAACACGAGCUCAAGUCUCUGGGAGAAGGAGAGACCGACGCCCAGGGCCUGAAGGCAAGAAUGGAGGAGCACAGGAAGCUGUCUGAGGAUGUCAUUUGCCACAAAGCAGACCUGCGCUUCGUGUCCAUUUCGGGUCAGAAGGUUCUGGACUCGGUGCAGGGGGCUCUGGAGCAGGUGGGAGGUUCUGACCCCGCUCUGGACAGCACCAAACAACUGGUCACAGACAAACUACACGACGCUAACCACAGAUACACUGCACUGCAUACUAAGUCGUCAGAGUUGGGGGCCCGUCUCUCCGGCCUGUUGGAGCGGUACCAGCAGUAUCAGGAUGAGAUGGUGUCUCUGCACUCGUGGCUCAGCGCUCAGGAACAAAACCAAAGCAUCACCAAACCCACAGUGGACACAGACCCACAGAACUUGCAGAACACACUACGACAAGUCCAGUCGUUGCAGGAUGAAAUGGCGGAGCGCUCCGUCCAGCUGGAGAAGGUGAAACGCGCCGGGCGAGACCUGGUGAGCACCGAGGAGUCUCCGUCCCUCAGAGCUGUGGACAUCCUCUGUGCUGCAGAUGGUCUGGAGAAGCGUUUUGGCUCUCUGUCCUCGUCUGUGUCGGAGCGGGCGGAGCAGCUCCAGACCGCCGUGGCUCAGUCCGUCAGCGUCCAGGAGGGACUCAAGACUCUGCUGUCCUGGUUAGAAGAGCUCCCCCUGCAGCCGGCACCGGUACUGCCCACCGCUCAGGCUGUGCAAGAGGCUCUCACACAGAACCAGAAACUGCGUCAGGAGAUACUGUCGAGACAGGGCAGCGUCGACGCCACAAGAGACGCCGUGUCCAAACUUCUGCAGAGCUCGGACGCCUCCACCGCCUCCGGUCUGAAGAGCUCCCUGGACCAGCUCACGCAGAGGUUCACUAAAGCCCAGGCGGUUCAAACGGAGAGGGAGACCGAGCUCAAAGCACUGCUGCCCCGCCUGGAGAACUACGAGCGCUUGGGCACGGACCUCCAGGUGUUCACCCAGAGCAGACUGAAGGCCCUGAGCCCUGUGGGACAACCAGACCGCAGUGUGGAGGACUACAGGCAGACGAUAGAGGAGGUGAAGUCUGAGCUGGAGCAGGAGUCCGGUCAGCUGAAGUCUUUCUGCAGCCUGGGCUCUGAGCUCAGCCAAUCGAAAACCUUCACCAACACUCAGAGCCUAUUGGACAACGUCAAAGAAGUGUCUGAAGAAUUCAACCAACUGGAGACAAGCGUCAAUAAAAGAUUCGCUGCGAUCCACGCCUGUGAGGAGCAGCUGCAUCAGUUCCGUGGGCUCUCCGGCUCCCUCCUCAGGUGGCUGCAGACGGCGCAGGACCAACUCCCCGCCAAAGAGAGCAGCCUCAACACGGACGGGCUGCAGAGGAGGGUACAGCAGCUCAAGGACUUGUUGAAUGACUGGGAAUCUCAGAAAUCCAGAGUUCAGGAGUUGAACAAAAAAGGCUCAGAGCUGGAGACAAUUAUCAUCGACAUCACCGCACCACAAACCAAAACUGGUGCCCCUCACAUCAAUGGUUCUUCAGGUCCCAGCAGUCUCAAUGGCAUUCACACAUGUAAAGAUUUGACAGAGCUGCAGGUGGCCGUGUCAGACGUGAACAGCAGAUACGAGUCUCUGGGUUCAGAUCUGCAGGAGCGUCUGUCCAAACAGCAGUCCUCUCUGGAGCUGAGGCAGAAGGCGUCCGAGGGCACCCAGGAACUCCAGGGCUGGCUCACCCAAAAGGAGAGCAGCUUCACCCAGGCUCAGGUCGCCUCCCCGUCCAAGUCCGAGGUCGUCCGUGCACAAGCUCAAGAGAACAAGGCGUUGCUGUCUGAACUGGCCGAACGCGCCGCUAAAGUGGAGGAGCUGAAGAGCACUUUGAGGAAACUGAUCUCAGAAAACCCAGAUUCUCCAGAGGCUGAGACCUGGAGACAGCAGCUACAAGAGAUCGACUCCAGGUGGCAGGCGACCAAUCAGACGGCGGCACAAAGGCAGAAGGAGCUCGAGACGUGCGCUGAUAGGCUGGGCACCUUCGCCUCGGCGGCCAAUCAGCUCGCCCCGUGGCUCAGGGAGAAGGAGCUGAUGAUGAGUGUCCUGGGACCCCUGAGCAUAGACCCCAACAUGCUCAACACGCAGAAACAGCAAGUGCAGUUCAUGUUGCGUGAGUUUGAGACGCGGCGUCCGCAGUUGGACCAGUUGACCCAGGCGGCGGAGGGCAUCCUGUCUCAGUCCGACCCCUCGCAGGAGCCCUCUGACCUGGGGGAGGUGAGGGCCGAGCUGGGGUCCAUCACCCAACAGUGGGACGGACUCACGGACAGACUGACGCAGAGAGCCAGCAACAUCGACCAGGCACAAGGAACCAGCCAGAGAUACCAGACCCUGCUGAGGGAGCUGUCCUCCAGUGUCUCUGCUCUGGGGGAGAGACUGGACUCCCAGGCCUCUCUGAGCGCUCAGCCCGAGGCCCUGAAGCAGCGGCUGCAGGAGACCGGAGAGAUCAAGUCUGAGCUGGAGCGGCGGAGAGGAGAGCUGGCCGAGGCUGAGAGGCUGUGCCAGGAGCUCAGUGCCAUCGUGGUGGAACCGUACCUGAAAGAGGAGCUCAAGAAGAGGCUGGACAGUGUGAGCGGGCCCCUGAGGAGUCUAGAGGAGCGCGCCGCUGAUGGUCUGUCCCAGCUUCAGGCGGCUCUCUCCUCCACACAGCAGUUCCAGCAGAUGUUUGAGGAGCUCCGGUCGUGGUUGGACAAACAGGCGGAUCUCAAAGAAGCCUCUAGUGUGUCCUUACCCUGUACCCCCGAUGCCCUCCGCUCCCUCUUGUCCCAAACAGAAGAUCUACAGCGGGGCAUAGCCAGUCAGAGAGGAUCCUACGAACUCCUCCAGGCUGAGGGCGCUUCACUUUUAGCGUCUUUACCAACCGGAGGAGACGAAAGAACCGCGCUGCAAUGCCAACUCACCGGUUUAAAACGAGACUGGGAAGGACUGAAUGAGAAAAUAUCGGAGAGGGAGAGCAAGCUGAAGAAUACUCUAGCCAAAGCAGAGGCCUACCAGCAGCAUAAGAGCGAGCUGGUGCCAUGGUUGUCCGACUGUGAGGAGAGGGAUAGAGAGAUUCAGCCCUCCUUGGAGUCUUCUGCGCUGGACGAGUGUCUGCUGAAGGCCAAAGCUCUGGGGCUGGAGCUGGAGAGGAGACAGCCCCACAUGGAAGCUUUUAACACCGCGGCCGAUCAGCUGCUGGAGCAGUGCUGUAUCGGUGACGAAGAGGUGAGGGAUGAGAAGGCCCAGCUGAACCGUCGAGUGGACCGUCUGGGGGAGAGUGUCCACAACAGGACGUCUCACCUGGAGGAGCUCAGCACUCGUCUCAGGGAGUUUGAGGAGGGCAGAGCGGCUGUGGAGAGGAGGCUCGAGGCCGCCAAGCACCAGAUCGAAGUCCAGGAGGCGCUAGGACCACAGGCGUGCAGCGCUAAGAGCCUGGAGAGACUGCGCAGUCAACAGGACAGUCUGAGGUCGCUCCAGCCGCAGGUGGUCUACCUCAAAGACCUGGCCCAGGGGCUGGUGCAGGACGCCCCACAGACACCAGGGGGCAGCACUGAAGGGGCCGACAGGCUCCAGAAUCAGGCCAAAGACACAGAGAAGGAGUAUGAAGAAGUUACUGACAAGAUCGAGUCUUGCUGUUCGUCUCUGGAGUCGCGUCUGCAGGGCGUCAGUGAGGUCCAGUCUCAUGUGCGCGACGUCUUCUCUCGUUUGGCCGAUCUGGACGAUGAGCUGGACUCCCUCUGCCCCGUGGGGAGGGACGCAGACUCCCUCUCCUCCCAGGCAGACGUGCUCAAAGGGUUCCUGUCCCGUUUGAGCACAGUGAGGUCCCAGCUCGAGGCCCACGCCGCCGAAUGUACCAACAUGCUCCGAAGAGAGGGGUCAUCUCCAGACCUGCUCGCCCUCAGGAGAGAGACCGAGGCGCUGAGUCGACAGGCGGGCAAGCUGAGUGAGCGUGGUCAGGCCCGCUUGGAUCAGAUCGAGGAUGCUUCUGAGCGCGUGCGGGACUUUUACCGCCUGGUCUCCGAGCUGCAAAGCAUGCUGGGACGGGCGGAGGAGGGGCUGGAGGCUCAGGCCGUGGUGGGGACAGAGGUGGACACCAUCAAACAGCAGCUACACGAGUUCAAGGCGGUGGAGCGGGAGCAGGUGGACAGUAUCCAGCCGAAGUUGCAGCACGUGAACGCGGUGGGACAGGGCCUGAUCCAGAGCGCCGCCAAACACACCGACACGCAGGGACUGGAGCACGACCUGGAGACCACCAACCUCAGAUGGAACUCACUCAACAAAAGGGUGGCAGAGCGCAUUGCCCAGCUGCAGGAGGCCCUGUUGCAUUGUGGGAAGUUUCAGGAUGCUCUGGAGCCGCUGCUCAGUUGGCUCAGCGACACAGAGGAGCUGGUGGCCAAUCAGAAGCCUCCGUCUGCAGAGUACCGCGUGGUCAAGGCACAAAUACAGGAACAGAAGUUGUUACAGAGACUCUUGGACGACCGCAAACCCACAGUGGACAUGAUCCGGGCCGAGGGAGAGAGAAUCGCAGCCACCGCCGACGCUCCAGACCGGGACAAGAUCCAGACCCAGCUCCAGAGUCUGGACCAGAGAUGGACCAGCCUCAUGGACAAGGCCAGCGGCAGGCAGAGGCAGUUGGAGGAGCUGCAGGUUUUGGCGCUUGAGUUUCACGAAGCUCUGGAGCCUCUGGGUGAAUGGCUCAGUGCCACAGAGCGACGCCUGAGCUCCGCUGAACCCAUGGGAACCCAGACGGCCAAAAUAACACAGCAAAUCGCCAAACACAAGGCUCUCCAAGAGGAAGUGUCCUCACACGGAACCGACGUGGACCACCUCGAGUCCCUGGGCCAGAGCCUGACCCCCCUGAGCAGCCAGGCCGACCGCGACUGGCUGAACGAGCGCGUGGGGGCGGUGCGUUCGGGUCACUCCGAGCUCGCCGACUGGUGCGCGAGGAGGGCGGCCAUGCUGGAUCAGGCUCUGGCCAAUGCGGAGCUGUUUGGGGAGGACGAGGUGGAGGUGAUGAACUGGCUGGCCGAAGUGGCUCAGAGGCUGGGGCAGGUCUCAGUGCAGAGUUACCAACCAGAGCAGCUGAACGAGCAGCACAAGCACGCACUGGCGCUGAAUGAGGAAAUCGUGAGCCGAAAGAAAACCGUGGACCAGGCGAUCAAAAACGGACAGGCUUUACUCAAACAAACCACAGGCGAGGAGGUGCUUCUGAUCCAGGAGAAGUUGGAUGGGAUAAAAUCUCGAUACGCUGAGAUGACGGCGGGCAGCAGCAAAGCCCUGCGGACUCUGGAGCAGGCGCUGCAGUUAGCCACGCGGUUCUCCAGCGCCAACGACGACCUCAACCAGUGGCUCGACUCUGUGGAGGCGGAGCUUAACAACACCGAGCCAGACGCCACGCCGGCCUAUCAGGAGAGGCAGAAGGAGUUGAAGAAGGUUUCUGCAGAGAAGCGUCUGGUUCUGGACACUGUGAAUGAGGUGGGCAGUGCUCUUUUAGACCUGGUGCCCUGGAGAGCCAGAGAGGGGCUGGACCGACUCGUGGCCGACGCAAACCAGCGCUACAGACAGGCUGACGACACCAUCACACAGAGGGUACAGCUGGUGCAGGCCGCCAUCCAGAGGUCACAACAGUACGAGGAGGCCGUAGAUGCAGAGCUGGCCUGGGUUGGGGAGACGGAGCGUAAACUGUCGUCUCUGGGGCCUCUGAGCCUGGAGCCUGAUGUGACCGGGGCCCAGCUGCAGGUGCAGAGAGCCUUUAACAUCGACAUCAUCAGACACAAAGAUACAGUGGACCAGCUCCUGUCCUCACGCCAAGACAUCCUGGAGACUUGCAGUGAUGCACAGAGGGACGCGCUCAUGGUGAAGACAGACUCUCUGAGCCUGCGGUACGAGGCGGUCAGUCAGAGCCACAGUGAGCGGUUCUCGGCUCUGGAACAAGCCCAGGUCCUGGUGGCCCGGUUCUGGGAGACGUACGAGGAGCUGGAGCCGUGGCUCGGAGACACAGAGGCUCUGAUCUCACAGCUGCCUCCUCCGGCCAUAGACACUGAUGCACUGAGACAACAGCAGGACCACAUGAGGUUGCUUCGCGAGUCCAUUGCCGAACACAAACCUCACAUAGACAAGCUGCUGAAGAUUGGGCCUCAGCUGGCAGAGCUCAGCCUUCACGAUGGAGAAACCGUAACUCAGCGCUACAACGAGGCUGAAAGACGCUACAUCGCCAUCAAAGAGGAGGUCAAAGGUCGCGCUACUACACUGGACGAAGCGGUCUCCCAGUCUGCACAGUUCCACGAUAAGAUGGACCCUCUGCUGGAGACCCUGGAGGGGGCCGUGCAGAGGCUCAGACAGCCCCCACCUGUGGCCGCUGAGGUGGAGAAGAUCCGGGAGCAGCUGUCGGAGCACCGAGCCCAGGGCCUGGAGCUGGACAAACUCCUGCCCAGUUUCUCUGCUCUGUGCGCCCGAGGAGAAGAGCUGAUUGGACGGGCAGCUCACGACGAUCCUGCCGCCCAGGCUGUGCGUUCUCGUCUGCUCCGGCUGCGCUCUCUGUGGGAUGAGAUUCGUCAGCGUGCAGAGGAGCGCGAGUCCAAACUCAACGACGUGCUGGAUCUGGCCGGGAAGUUCUGGUCUGACGUGGCGGCUCUGCUCAGCACGCUCCGAGACUCCCAGGACAUCGUGAGGGAGCUGGAAGACCCCGGAGUCGACCCGUCCCUCAUCAAACAGCAGAUAGAAGCAGCAGAGGCCAUCAAAGCCGAGACGGACGGGCUGCGGGAGGAGCUGGAGUUUGUCAGGACUCUCGGGGCUGACCUCAUCUUUGCCUGUGGAGAAACUGAGAAACCCGAAGUGAAGAAAACCAUUGAUGAGAUGAACGCCGCCUGGGAGGGACUGAACCGAACAUGGAGGGAGCGGAUGGAGAGACUGGACGAAGCAAUGACCGCCUCUGUCCAGUAUCAAGAUGCACUCCAGUCCAUGUUCGAUUACCUGGACAAUGCUGUGAUCAAACUGUGUGACAUGUCGACUGUUGGGACUGACCUGGGAACAGUGAAGCAGCAGAUCGAGGAACUCAAGCAGUACAAAGUGGACGUGUACCAGCAGCAGAUCGACAUGGAGAAACUCUGCCACCAGGGGGAGCUGUUGUUGAAGAAAGUCUCAGAUCAAACUGACAGAGACAUGAUCCAGGAACCACUGACCGAACUCCGACACCUUUGGGAAAAUUUAGGGGACAAAAUCACCCAGCGACAGCACAAACUGGAGGCCGCCCUGCUCGCCCUGGGCCAGUUUCAACACGCGCUGUCGGAGCUGCAGGCCUGGCUCAGUCACACUCACGCCACCUUAGACACGCAGAGAGCCGUGACCUCUGACCCCAAAGCCAUCGAGAUCGAACUGGCCAAACACCAUGUGCUGCGUAACGACGUGCUUUCCCAUCAUGCAACAGUGGAGACGGUGAACAGUGCGGCGGCGGAGCUCCUGGAGUCUUCCCCCGGAGACGAGGCAGGUCACCUCCGAGAGCAGCUGGAGCAACUCAACCAGAGCUGGGAGAGUCUGCUACUCAAGACCCAGGACCGCCAGAAACUCCUGGAGGCCGCACUGCAACAGGCGGAGGGCUUCCAUGGCGAGCUGGAGGAGUUCCUUCAGUGGUUGAGGAGGACGGACAGUCAGCUCUCCGCAGCCAAACCCACAGGAGGCCUCCCGGAGACGGCCAGGGAGCAGCUCCAGCAACACAUGGAGCUCCAGGCCCAGCUGACGCAGAGGGCAGAGCAGUACCACCGUCUGCUGGACCAGGGGGAGUCCAUGCUUUUGGCCCGAGGAGAAGAGGCCGGACCUGGGACCACGCAGACCCAACAGAACCUCGCCAUGCUCCAGAACAAAUGGACCAGUCUCAACGCCAAAAUGGACGACCGCAGGGCGAAGUUGGAGGAGGCGGUGUCUUUGGCCACAGGUUUCCAGACUUCUCUUCAGGACACCAUAAACUGGCUCACUCAGGCUGAACAGACUCUGAACAUGGCCCAGCCCCCCAGCCUCAUCCUGGACACUGUGCUCUUCCAGAUCGACGAGCACAAGGUGUUCGUGAAUGAAGUGAACACGCACCGGGAGCAGGUCCUGGCUCUGGAGAAGUCCGGCUCUCAGCUCAGAUUCGCGAGUCUCAAACAGGAUGUGGUCCUGAUCAAAAACCUGCUGCUCAGUGUUCAGGCGCGAUGGGACAAACUGGUGCAGAGGUCACUGGACCGAGGACGACACCUGGACGAGGCGCGCAAGAGAGCCAAACAGUUCCACGAGGCCUGGAGGAAGCUCACAGACUGGCUGGAGGAGGCUGAGAAGCGUCUGGACUCUGAGCUGGAGAUCUCCAACGAACCGGACAAGAUCAAAGUUCAACUCACUAAACACAAGGAGUUCCAGAAGGCUUUGGGGUCUAAGCAGCCGGUCUAUGACACCACAGUGAGGUCGGGCCGAGCCAUGAGAGACAAGGCCCAGCUCCCGGACGACAAACAGAAACUGGACCAUUUGGUGGGAGAAGUGCGCGACAAGUGGGACACCGUCUGUGGCAAAAGUGUGGAGAGGCAGCACAAGCUGGAGGAGGCCCUGCUCUUCUCGGGGCAGUUUGCAGAGGCUCUUCAGGCUCUGGUGGACUGGCUUUACAGAGUGGAGCCACAGUUGGCCGAGGACCAGCCUGUGCACGGAGACUUUGACCUGGUCUCCAACCUCAUGGACGCUCAUAAGGCUUUCCAGAAGGAGCUGGGGAAGAGGACCACAAACAUCCAGGCUCUGAAGAGAUCAGCUCGAGACCUGAUGGACACAGGACGGGACGACACGGCCUGGGUCAAAGUUCAACUGCAGGAGCUUAGCAACCGCUGGGACACUGUGUGCGCUCUGUCUGUGACCAAACAGACGAGGCUGCAGCAGGCGUUCAAACAGGCGGAGGAGUUUCGUAGCACGGUGCAGGUGCUCCUGGAGUGGCUGUCGGAGGCGGAGCAAAGCCUGCGUUUCCGAGGCGUCCUGCCGGAGGAGGCGGAGACUCUCCAGGCUCUGCUCCACACACACAGAGACUUCCUGGGAUCUGUGGAGGACAAAAGGACAGACGUGAACAAGGCUGCGGGGAUGGGAGAGGCCAUUCUCACUGUGUGUCACCCAGACUCCAUCACCACCAUCAAGCACUGGAUCACCAUCAUCAGAGCGCGCUUCGAGGAGGUGUUGACGUGGGCGAAGCAGCACGAGCAGAGGCUGGAGACGGCUCUGACCGAGGUCCUGAACAACGCAAACCUGCUGGAGGAGCUCCUGUCCUGGCUGCAGUUUGCGGAGACCACCCUGAUCCAGAGAGACACAGACCCCCUCCCACAGGACAUCCCCCAACUCAAGUCCCUCAUCACCGAGCACCAGAGUUUCAUGGAGGAGAUGACGAGGAAACAGCCGGACGUCGACAAAGUGACAAAAUCUUACAAGAGAAAACCCUCUGAGACCCUGGCAGAGAGGAGAGGACGUAAACAGCAGCAGCAACAGCAGGGGGCAGUACAGGUCACAUCGGCGAAUCCUCGUCUGAACCAGCUCUGCGCUCGGUGGCAGCAGGUGUGGCUCCUGGCUCUGGAACGCCAACGUAAACUCAACGAUGCCCUGGACAGGCUGGAGGAGCUGAAGGAAUUUGCCAACUUUGACUUUGACGUGUGGAGGAAGAAGUACAUGCGCUGGAUGAACCAUAAGAAGUCCAGAGUGAUGGACUUUUUCAGACGAAUCGACAAAGACCAGGACGGAAAGAUCACCAGACAGGAGUUUAUAGACGGCAUCCUGGCUUCAAAGUUCCCGACCAGUAAACUGGAGAUGACGGCGGUGGCGGACAUCUUUGAUCGCGAUGGAGACGGUUACAUCGACUAUUAUGAGUUUGUCGCCGCUCUACAUCCGAACAAAGACGCGUACAGACCGACCACGGACGCAGAUAAGAUCGAAGAUGAGGUGACUCGACAGGUGGCGCAGUGCAAAUGUGCCAAGAGGUUCCAGGUGGAGCAGAUCGGGGAGAACAAGUACAGGUUUGGGGAUUCUCAGCAGCUGCGGUUGGUUCGUAUCCUGCGCAGCACGGUCAUGGUGAGAGUGGGAGGAGGCUGGAUGGCUCUGGACGAGUUUCUGGUCAAGAACGAUCCAUGUCGAGCUCGCGGAAGGACCAACUUGGAGCUGAGAGAGAAGUUCAUCUUACCGGAGGGGGCGUCGCAGGGUCUGGCAGCGUUUAGGUCCAGAGGAAGAAGAUCUAAGCCGGGCUCCAGAAACGCCUCCCCGACCCGCUCCUCCUCCUCGGCCUCUCACAGCGGAGCGUCUGGGCCCUCUGCUCCGUCUGCGCCCGCUACACCCACCACCUCGGCCUCGUCCAGGUCGUCCCACACUCGCGACUAUGCCAAACCGUGGCUGGCUCACAGUAAAACACCGACAGCAUCCAAGUGCCACUGCUGCCCCGAUGGCCACGAGGGGGCAGCGUCGGGCUCCAAGCUGAAGAGGCCCACGUUCCACUCGAGCCGAGGAUCUCUGACCGGAGAGAACGGAGGAACCAGCCACACCAGCAAACCCACACGGACUGACCCAAAGCGCGGGGGCUCUACCACCAGUGGUCCCACGAGUCGCGCCGGGAGCAGAGCGGGGAGCCGGGCGAGCAGCCGCCGUGGCAGCGACGCAUCAGACGCCUCCGAGCUCCAGGACGCGCGCUCCGUCUGCUCCGACGCCUCCGACACCCCGCGGCGACCAGGAGGGGGCGCCAAACCAUCCAAAAUCCCCACCAUCUCCAAAAAGGCCCCCAGCCCCAAGACUACCAGCGCUACCAAGAAAUGAUCACGAGCAUCUUAGCACUACGGAGGGAAGGAUUCAGGAAAACACGCUCUUUCUGUCUCGACUUUCCUCCGAAUAAAACCAUGCACAAGAACGAAGAGCGACGGUCCACAGUGACUUUCCCUUUAAGACAGGACCUGCCUCUUCUCACUGAAUUGACGUAUGCUGCCUUAUUUUGUGUUACUAGUCCCGAUUCUAGACAGCCAGAGCGGCGUUAAAAGGAGCGGAACCACAAAAAAAAAAAAACUGUUCAGGAAGACAUUUUGGUUUUUCCAGCCCAGAUGCCUCGAGGAUGAGCUAAAAAAAAUACAGAAAAUAUGCAACAACUGCCAUGCCACUUCCUCCAAACUGAAAUGCGUCGACCUCAGCAGAAACAACUGAGCAGCUUCCUGAGUUUGGGGUGAAACAAUUUUAGCGAUCCCGGCCGGUGGCUACGAGACGUAAAAGUAUUCCCAAAAAAGAGACAAGGAUUUGCAUUUCAACGCGAGGCGAGUGUGUCAAUACAACAACUUCAAACUGGUAUUGAAAUAAAGGACUAUUUUUAUUCUAACAGCACAUAAUAACUGACAGUUUAACCCAAACCAGCAUGCACUAACCUCGUCCACUUUUGGCCUAUUGACGAAGAUAAGUCUGACACAUGUUACAAGAAAAUAGAGGUCACUGUAUGCAAACGUUUUAAUUUGCGAAUGUCUUUUUUGUGGUUAAUUUAUAUCUGAUUUUGUUUAUCUAGCUUAAAUAAAUAAUAAGAGUAUAUUUAUUUUGACAUCAUAUCAUCGGCAGAUUGAGUAUUACUGGUUCAAAACUUUUGUACCAAGAAAGUGUGUGCGUUUUGUGUGUACAUUUUGUCUUCAUUGUCGCUAACCAUCUUGUAUUUUUUUUGUUCUUUUUGCUACUAUGGCUCGGUUUCCAAAUCAUGACCAAAGGGGACUUGCCCUUAAUCUGUAGACAAGAAACUACAUUUAUGAUUGACAAGGAGGCGUGACCGAGCGGACCAAUGAGAGCAGGUUUCCUCCCUCAUGUCCCGCCCCCUUUACUUCUUCUUUUUAGGCUUUUUCAAAUGCCCCAAAUGUCAAGUUGGGGCCGGAGAUGUGUCUGUUAUCUCAAUGUACGAGAUGAAGAAUGAAUUAAGUGACCGAUUGAAGAUCUGUUUAGGUGAUUUUUAUUUAUUUAUUUGUCUGGAGGUGGAUUUUUGGGCAGAGGAGCCUACACCUUUUGAUGCUGUGCUUAUCUCAGUGUGAAGACGAGGGGAGGGAGGGGGCGUUACUACGACUCAAUUGUGUAAAAGUAAAAAGAACUAAAAUUAUAAACAUUUUUGUUCUGUUUUUGUAUUAAAAUAUGCUUGCAGUAAAGUGA
Molecule: messenger RNA, 26649 nt
Organism: Boleophthalmus pectinirostris (great blue-spotted mudskipper)
Lineage: Eukaryota; Metazoa; Chordata; Actinopteri; Gobiiformes; Gobiidae
Gene: macf1a
Product: microtubule actin crosslinking factor 1a
Biological process (GO): intermediate filament bundle assembly; wound healing
Cellular component (GO): keratin filament; membrane; cell junction
Molecular function (GO): structural molecule activity; microtubule binding; calcium ion binding
Source: RefSeq, a predicted model, not a curated record